AUGCCUGAAAUCAUAGAAAUUAUGAUGUCAUGGGAAAACUUAGUUUACGUGACUGCAAGUCGCAACUUGGUAAGUCAUAAAGUUUUUUUUAUAAGUCAUAACAUGGAAAAACCCAGUACAAUGUAUGGGAAGAAAACACUAAAACAUGUAGCAAAUAUGUCGUUGAAGACAUACCUGAAUGGAGGAUAA
This is a messenger RNA of Clunio marinus, 189 nucleotides long. The record is from the annotation of a GenBank genome assembly. Lineage: Eukaryota; Metazoa; Arthropoda; Insecta; Diptera; Chironomidae.